AUGACGAAUUAUCAGUCCAUACAAGAUUUACAUUCAUUAUCGGGUGUAGCGAACACCCACAAACAUAGAAUCCAAGAUUCCGAUGAGGAUUUUACUUCGCUUGACUGGGUUCAGGACUAUCUCAAAGAUAUACAAUACAAACAGAAUGUUCAGGCUCAAAAAGGUAUACUUGGUAGAUUAAAACGAUGUCUACAUUAUUCACAAGAUUGGUUUCUGAUAACUAUUAUUGCCUUUGUUUGCGCUACAAUGGCGUAUGCAAUAGAUAGAUGCGAGGAACUGUUGGUUGACUUAAAGAGGGGUUACUGCGCAAAUAAUGUUAUCUACAAUGAGAAAAGAUGCUGUGCGAGUUUUACAUGUGAUAGCUGGCGGCUGUGGCCAGAGGUUUUUGCAGGCGGUAACAGUUGGAUAUUGAGGGCUGACUUUCUAGUGUAUAUUAUGCUAAGUUUACUAUUAGCCCGGCUAGCUGUUGCCAUCACGCUAACUACUAAGCGCAUGUACCCAGUAGUCUCUGCGUCAGGCGUGACGGUUAUGAAGCCAAUGUAUACUGCAUAUAGUAGUGGGUUGCCGGAAAUCAAAACAAUCUUGUCCGGGUUUACCAUCAAGAAAUUUCUUGGCGUUCACACAUUGUUGUGCAAAUCGGUGGCGUUGGUAUUUGCAAUUGCUUCAGGACUUUCACUGGGUAAAGAAGGGCCUUAUGUGCACUUGGCCACGUGCAUUGGAAAUAUCUGCGCUAGGUUAUUCAAAAAGGCUAGGAACAAUGGAGCAGAGAGACGUGUGAUGCUUAGCGCUGCCGCAGCAGCAGGGGUCACAUUGGCAUUCGGAUCGCCGCUGGGUGGCGUAUUAUUCUCUGCAGAAGAAGUCAGCUACUUCUUGCCCGGUAAUCAGCUCUUUAAGACCUUUUUCUGUGCUAUAAUGAGUAAUUUAUUUCUGAGGAUGAUGGAUCCCUACGGUACUGGAAAAGCGGUUCUUUUUGAGGUUUCAUACAAAUCGGAUUGGAUAUAUCUGGAGAUAAUCCUCUAUGCUAUAAUUGGCAUUGCAGGAGGCCUUUUUGGCUCACUAUUCUCCAAAUUUGUAAGCUUCUGGGCAGAUUGGUUCAGAAAUAAAAAAGGAAUGAGCGAAUACCCUAUUAAAGAAGUAUUAGUGGUUUCAGGUAUCACCGCUUUGCUAACUUUCGCCAAUCCUUAUACUAACAUAGCGGUACCAGAGUUACUGGCUGACAUCGCAUCGCCGUGUUAUCUUCCCGCUGAUUAUACAGGCAGUGACGGAUUAUGUCCUAGUGACAAAACCGUUUUUCCUCCUGUUAUUUGGCCGUUACUAUACGCUCUGGUAGUGAAGAUUUUCCUAACAAGUAUAACUUUCGGUAUUAAAGUUCCAGCUGGAAUAUAUGUACCAACUUUAGUGAUCGGUGCAUUGUUUGGCAGAGUCUUUGCCAUGUACUUCCAAUAUUUUGUGUACACACAUCCGCAGUCUUUCAUUGUCCGUGUAAUCAUGUCCUCUAGCGGGAACUUAAACAUUGACUUUGGAAUAUAUGCUAUGAUAUCAGCGGGGGCAUUUAUGGCCGGUGUCACUCGUAUGAACAUAACUCUUACAACAAUUAUGUUUGAAUUGACCUCUUCAUAUAACUAUGUGGUUCCAUUUUCAAUUUCUAUAGCCAUUUCACUUUUUGUUGCUAACGCUAUAGAACCUAGAUCGGUUUAUGAGCGAUUAAUACAAAAGAAUGGGUUCCCUUUUUUGAAUAAUCGUAAACCGUUAAAUUUUUCAGGAAGUGACAUAGACCUUUACGACCUAUUUUCAAUAAUUGAUUCCACUUCCGCUAAUGCCACAAGCAUUGAUGUGACAACUAAUAAUUAUGUCUACAUUGACACCUUGAAAAGUAUUACAAAACGCAUGAAGCAGCAAGGUCUCCUAGACGGAUCCAUUCCAGUUUUAAAAAGGAAUAGACUCCUGUUCGUUCUUUCUGUUCCGAAACUAGAAAGCAUUUUUCGGGAUAUUGAAGAUUUUAUGUUCCAGAAUCACGUUAGAGGUAAACUGCAAAUCAAGUUAACGAAUAUCGAUGAGAAUACGUUCCAAAUAAUUAAUGAAGAUAGUGAUAGUAGUAGAGAAAAACGAUUUGGCAAUCCUCACUGUUCAGAUGGGUCAACCAGUGAGGAUAGCGCGGGGGGAUUAGAUUAUAAAGGAUACCAAUUAUUAAACGGAUUGUGCGACUUGAGGGAGAUUAUGGAUUUCUCAACGAUUGCUGUAGAUAUAAAGUCGCCGUUGUCAUUAGUAGAAUACAUUUUCACUAAAUUAGGAAACAGGACUAUAUCAAUUAUAGACACCGGUGAAUUUGUCGGGAUUCUGCAUAAGAAGCAAUUUAUACAGAAAUGUCGUAAUAUCGAAGCAUUUUAA
This is a messenger RNA of Eremothecium sinecaudum, 2388 nucleotides long. Its product is annotated as chloride channel protein. NCBI's taxonomy places the organism in Eukaryota, Fungi, Ascomycota, Saccharomycetes, Saccharomycetales, Saccharomycetaceae. Gene Ontology annotation, biological process: transmembrane transport; chloride transport. Bases 1 to 2388 code for a protein of 795 amino acids. Gene Ontology annotation, cellular component: Golgi apparatus; membrane; early endosome. The transcript has a single exon. The record is from RefSeq and is a predicted model, not a curated record. Gene Ontology annotation, molecular function: voltage-gated chloride channel activity.